Molecule: messenger RNA, 927 nt
Organism: Daldinia decipiens
Lineage: Eukaryota; Fungi; Ascomycota; Sordariomycetes; Xylariales; Hypoxylaceae
Product: acetyltransferase
Exons: 1
Coding region: 41-634 (197 amino acids)
Molecular function (GO): acyltransferase activity, transferring groups other than amino-acyl groups
Source: RefSeq, a predicted model, not a curated record
UUUUUUGCAGUUCAUAUCAUUCGCCACGACUUGCAUUCUCAUGAUGUCCACGAAAAUGGCUUCAGUCGUUACCACCACCGAGGUUCAGGUGAAGCAGACAUGCGAGGUGACCAUCGGCGACGCACUGGCGUCUGAUGCAGCAGCAAUAGCUCUGAUCGGUGCCAACACUUUCACCGCAGCCUUCGGGUUUUCCGUCCCAGAAAACGACUUGGCAAACUUUUUAGCAGAGACGUACUCGUCAGAAGCUAUCGAGGCGGAUAUCAUAAGCUCACAUGAGAACAAUAUCAGCACGUUUGUCGCCCGUGAUGAAACGGGCUCUAUUUUAGGAUUUGUGCAGCUUGUUCGCGGCCUUACGGAUUCAUCCUUAAAGGGAGAUCCCUCCUCACACGCCGAGCUGCGGAGGCUUUACGUAGAUACCACGGCUCAUGGCAAGGGUAUCGGGAGCAAACUUAUCGCUGUCGUCGAGAACAAGGCCAGGUCUGAAGGCUUCGAGCAGCUAUGGCUUACCGUCUGGGAGAACAACAAGAGCGCACAACGACUCUACCAGAGGCUGGGGUACUCGAAGGUAGGCGCUGUGGAAUUCGCUACCGGAUCUUGUAUUCAGACGGAUUGGGUAUUGGUAAAAAGCCUGUGAUUAAUUUGAGUCAGGCAUGCCUCCUCACUUUAGACAUCAGGCAUAGAGACAUGGAUAGAAAGGAAGCGGAAUUGCAUAGAUAAACGGGGCGUUGGUGCAUACAAAAGAUGCUAGGCAUUCGGUGGUAGUUUUCACUUAUACAUAUCACUAAAGGGGGCGUUAUGGCAGCAGCAUCUCCAUAGCUGUACAACACACAAAUGGGCUGCAACAAAUUUCUACAUACCAGAUAGGUCUGAAUCAGACCGUCUGAUAGAUCAUAAUUACAAUAAUUACAAUAACUACAAUUCAGAUGA